Messenger RNA from Asparagus officinalis (garden asparagus), 2048 nucleotides. Its product is annotated as WEB family protein At2g38370. NCBI's taxonomy places the organism in Eukaryota, Viridiplantae, Streptophyta, Magnoliopsida, Asparagales, Asparagaceae. Bases 135 to 1796 code for a protein of 553 amino acids. The transcript has 2 exons. The record is from RefSeq and is a predicted model, not a curated record.
UCCAAACUUUUUUGUAUAUUUAUUCCAACCCCCUCCAAAAAUUACCCCCACAAAAUCAAAUUUCAUCCACCCCCCUGUUCUCUUUAUUUUCGUCUGGUCUCUUCCGCAAAAUCAACUUUCUCGUGACCACUCCCAUGGAGGUAGCUACAACCCUAGCUCUGGAUAAUGCUGGCCCGCCCGAAAUCCUAGCGCCUUCUAGGGUUUCGCCGGUGGCGGGAAGGGCUGAGAUUGACACGUCAGCGCCGUUCGAGUCCGUGAAGGAGGCGGUUGAUCGUUUCGGUGGAAGCGCUCAAUGGAAGUCCCAACUCAGGCAGCUUUUUCAACAUGAGAAACAUCAUGGUCCAGUGGAGCUUGAUGUGAUGCUAGUGGAGGAACAGACUGCACAACUAGAGAAAGACCUCAUUCUGAAAGAAAAGGAGACACUUGAUGUUCUCAAAGAACUUGAAGUGACUAAAAAAAUUGUAGAUGACUUGAAACUAAAGCUGCAGAAGGAAGCAUCUGAAGUCCCUAACAUCUCCGAGAAGAACUCAGAUAGUAUGAAGGUACAUCCAAUCCCAGAAGCUGAAGACUGUCGAAGUAUUGGUGCAAAGCAAUCUCCGGGUUUAAUUUUGUUGGAAUUGAAGCGAGCAAAGUUAAAUCUCAACAGGACGACAAGUGAUCUGGCUGGCAUUAGAGCUUCUGUAGAAUUACUCACUAGUAAAAUUGAGAAAGAGAAGGCUUUGCUUAGUAAAACAAGUGAGAAGCUUAGCUCAAAUACUGCUCUGGUUUCAUCUUUAGAGGAACAAUUGAAUCAGACCACUCUCAAGCUGCAAGAAACCAGAGAAGAAAGAAACCCGUCAGAUAUCUCAGCGGAAAUAGGAAAGCUAACUUCUGAAAUAGAGCAGUUGAGACAAAUGAAAGAAAUCUCAAACUCCGAGGUUUUGAAGUUAACAGCAGAGAUUGAGCAAUCAAAUGCCAGUAUAAAGACAGCUGAAAUCCGAUGGUUUGCAGCAAAAAAGAUGGAAGAUGCAGCCAAAGCAGCAGAAGCUGUUGCCAUUGCAGAAAUCAAAGCCUUGAUGAAUAAUAAUAAUAAUAAUAAUAGCUCAGCUGAAGAGCUCGAACCCCUCUCUUUAGUAACGCUAUCCUUUGCUGAAUACACUGAGUUGACCCGUAAAGCUCGAGAAGCUGAUGAAAUCUCAAGAAAGAAAAUUGAAGCUGCUAUGAAUGAUGUAGAAGAAGCAAACCAAUGUAAACUGAAGUUGUUAACAGAGGUAGAAAAGGCCACUGCUCAAGUUAAAACAAGCAAGAAAGCACUGGAAGAGGCAUUGUUAAGAGCAGAGGUUGCAAAUAGAGGAAAACUUGCAGUUGAAGAAGCUCUGAGAAAAUGGAGAUCUGAACAGGGUCAAAGGAGGCGAUUUGUUCACACCUCUCCUAAGUUCAAGAACUCUAACCAAACUCAUCAUAGACGAGACUCUCGAAUGCUUGAUCUUAAUGGAUUGAGCCUGGUUACUGAUGUGCCAAGUAUUGGGAUGAGGCCCACAUUGUCGAUUGGGCAGAUACUUAGCAGGAAAUUGAUGACUCCUGAUGAGUAUGAUGUGGGAAUAAGUAAGAAGAUUCAUGUGAAGACUGAGGUUUCCUUGGGUCAAAUGUUGAGCAAGAAACAUGGGGCUUGGUCUCCUCUGAGGGUAGUUGAUGAUGGAUCUGGUCGAAAGCAGUUUUCUGUGAAGAGGAAGAAGUUUGGGCUUGUUGGUCUCUCUCUUCUGAAAGCGAAGCAAAGCAAGAAGGCGAGAAAGAAUAGGAGGACACGGGAAGCCUGAGGUCUAGGUAAUUCUAAGUUUAUAAGUAGUGCAUGAUCCUAAUUUGGCACGAGGUGUUAUAUAUCAUGCCAUAGAUAGUGUGAAAUUAACUUGAUUGUAUCUUUUCUUUGAUUUUCAAGGUGGGGUUGAUGGUGUAGGUUGUUCAGUCAGUGUGUAGAGUAACACUACUUAUGUUCUGUAAUUUGGAUCUGAGUUUGAUGACUGUGUAAAUAUUUCUGAUAUUAGUUUAAGCUGCCGAGUUUUGGAACAUCA